Molecule: messenger RNA, 1355 nt
Organism: Salvia miltiorrhiza (redroot sage)
Lineage: Eukaryota; Viridiplantae; Streptophyta; Magnoliopsida; Lamiales; Lamiaceae
Exons: 7
Coding region: 358-1155 (265 amino acids)
Source: RefSeq, a predicted model, not a curated record
UUUUACAGUUCGUAGCUUGCUGCAGAUAAAUGAAUAUGGUUGAAGAAAGCUAUUUCUUUUAUUAUACGUCAAUGAAUCCCACAAAAAGAAGAGAAUGGAUAAAAAAAUUGGGGGCCAAUAUGCAAAUAUAUAUAAUUGGAGAACAUUAUUUUCAUCCAGAAAUCGUGCUUUGGCAGAUUGUACAGAAAAAAAGAGAAGAGAUUGUACCACAAUGCUGUGACCCUGACUUCUGCCGGCAAUAUCUCCGUCACGCAGAAGAAUUGGGAAGUAAUUCAGCUUCCCCAAAAUCAACGUGCGUCUAGCAUCACUUGAAGAAUUUAUUUCAUUUGGGCGUUGGAUUGCUGAGAUUUGUUUGACAUGUCAACGAAUCAGAACCCCAGCCCGAACAGCAAUGCGGCUCCAAUCUUGCUUCCGGAGAUCGGGCCUGAUGGCCUGGCCCGAGAAUCUCCUAUCAUAGCUUACACCGAGAAGAUAAUUGAGGAAGAGCAGCUUCAGUUGAGGAAGUACAUUGAAGAAAACUAUUCUAAGAUUCGUGAUGUUGAACGAGAACUUGCGAACCUCUCAAUGGAAAUGAAGCUUACGGCCGGUCCAAAGAAGGCUGCACUUGAACACCUACGGAAGAAAAUAGAAAUGUCAACAGAGAGAAUUCGCUUGGCUAAGGUGAAAGAAGAACAAGCUAAAAAGGCCUGGGAAGCAGCAGCGAAAGAUGUGCAGGAUGAGGAAGCAAUCAAACAGAAGCUUUGUGACGAUCUAAAUAGUCUGGUCCAGGAAAGUAGCAACAGCCAGCUUGCUAGACUGGAGGAACUGAAGCGCCGUAUGGAGUCUCUGAACCCAAGCAGAUCUUCCAAUACACAUGCACCCUCAGAGGGAAAUCAAAGACUGCCACAGGGUAGUACAGUUGAAGUUUCUUCUGCUGCUCCAAGUACAUCGGGACCACCCACUGGAGCUAUAGGAAUCAUAUCUACUGAAGUUAAAACAGAGAACUCCGCGAUAACUGAGCAAACCCGACAGCCUUCUAGCGACAGCGAGGGAAGAGGGAAGAAGAAAAGUUCAAAUCAAGGAAGAGUAAGGGGAAUAGGAGCAGUACCUAAGGGAAGAGGGCAUGCAGCACCUGGUUGGACUGGAGCUGGUUUUGAUGUGGAUGGCAGAGCUUGAGAGUGAACAAUCCUUACCAACUUGUGGCUCUCGGCCAUUUUCUAAAUUCAUUUCUUCUUUAUUUUAUUGGACACAUUCUAGUCAGUUAUCAUGACAUAAAUUAACAGGUUAUCAUCUUUUACUUUUAGUCAUUUGAUAUUUGAUUUAUCUAACAUGAAAAAACUUGUCCAUAUUUAUAAAUGAAAUGUUAUUGUACUCAA